AUGGAGGCCCACCAACACUCCCCAGAUAGCAGCAGUGAGGAGUGCACCGUCCUGGAGGCUCCGCCUGGCAAAAACGCCUGCCAGCAGCAUGCAGGGAAGGUGACAGAGCUGUACUGUUCGGUGUGUGAGUGUGCAGUGUGUGAGGACUGUGUGGCGGGGGGCCAUGGCGAACACCCCAAUGUGCCCCUGAGCCAGGCCUUGGCACAGCACCGCAGCGCCCUGCAGGAGAGGCUGGGGACUGUCCAGAACAGACUUCCACAGAUUUCAGACGCCCUGACUUUUGUUAAAGAGAUCCUCCAACAGCUGACCAAUCAGAGGGCUUCCAUUGAGGAGGACAUCCAGUCGAGCUUUGAAGAUCUGCACAAACAGCUGGAUGUCAGGAAGAGCGUUCUGCUGAUGGAGCUGGAGGUCACCUAUGGACUCAAACAGAAGGUUCUUCAGGCCCAGGUGGAGAGCCUUCUCCGGGGUCAGGGGGAGAUGACGGCCAGCUGUUCCCAGACAGAGGAGGCCCUGGGCGAGGAGGCGUGCGCGGCGAACCUGCAGGCAGAGCGGGACCUGGGGGAGCGGCUGGGGGAGCUGGCCAGCUAUGGCCUGCCCUGCCAGCCGGAGGAGAACGACCAGCUGGACCUGUUGAUGGAGACAGACGGGCUGAGGAAGUCCAUUCACAACCUGGGGACCAUCGUCACAACCAGUGCGGUGGCGAGCCAGAGUGAGGCCAUGGGGGCAGGCCUGGAGCAGUGCGUUGUGGGACAUCCAGCAUCUGUCACAAUAGUGACCAGAGACAAGGCAGGGGGAGCCUGCAAGAGCGGCAACGCUAUUCUGUCGGCCGAGGUGUUUACUCCAGAUGGCAGUAUAGUGGACGGAGAGAUAGUGGACCAUAAGAAUGGAACUUACGAGUUUGUGUACAUAGUGCCAAAGGAGGGCGACUUCUCGUUGGCUCUGAGGUUGUAUGACCAGCACAUCAAAGGAAGUCCUUUCAAACUGACGGUCACCAGGGUCUCGGAGACAGAAGUAGAGGUGUCUCCCUCCACCACCACAGCCACCAACUCAGCAGCCAACGCCACCCCAUCCACCGGCUCCUCUGAAGGGGCCAAGAGACGAGGGAAGUCUCCGGGCCAGAAGAAGAAGGGCUCCAAGAGGACAAGCAGCGCCCUGGGAACCCCUCGACGUAAAACCCAGAACCCCAUCGAGGACGACCUCAUCUUCAGGAUCGGAACGAAGGGGAGGAACAAAGGAGAGUUCACCAACCUUCAAGGAGUCGCUGCCUCCUCCACUGGCAGGAUACUGAUUGCCGACAGCAACAAUCAGUGUGUCCAGAUUUUCUCCAACGAGGGGGAGUUCAAGAGUCGGUUCGGGGUCCGGGGUCGGUCACCGGGGCAGCUGCAGCGUCCCACAGGCGUGGCUGUGCACCCCAGUGGUGACAUCAUCAUCGCCGACUAUGACAACAAAUGGGUCAGCAUCUUCUCCUGCGAGGGCAAGUUCAAGGCGAAGCUGGGCUCUGGUAGGCUGAUGGGGCCAAAGGGCGUGUCCGUGGACCAGAACGGUCAUGUGAUCGUCGUCGACAACAAGGCGUGCACCGUCUUCAUCUUCCAGCCGACCGGCAAGCUCAUCACUAAAUUUGGUAGUCGUGGCAACGGGGACAAGCAGUUUGCAGGUCCCCACUUUGCGGCCGUGAACAACAACAAUGAGAUCAUCGUGACUGACUUUCAUAACCACUCUGUUAAGGUCUUCACCCCAGAGGGAGAGCUGGUGUUGAAGUUCGGGUCUAACGGUGAGGGAAACGGUCAGUUCAAUGCCCCGACUGGAGUGGCCGUUGACGUCAAUGGGAACAUCAUCGUGGCUGACUGGGGCAACAGCAGAAUACAGGUGUUUGAUGGUAGUGGUUCCUUCCUCUCUUACAUCAACACGUCCGCUGACCCUCUUUAUGGACCGCAGGGUUUGGCCCUGACCUCAGACGGACACGUGGUAGUGGCAGACUCUGGCAACCACUGCUUCAAAGUCUACCGCUACCUGCAAUGAUGGGGGCAUGAAUGGAGAGAUGAAGGAGAGGUAGGAGAGAUGGACGGAUUGGACUAACUGAGGGAGAGGAGAGAUUGGCGCACAGUGCCAUAUUCUAGGAACUAUUGCAUGAACGUCUACAGCUGCCUGCAGCGAUGGAGGUAUGGAUGGAAAGAGGGGAGAAAAAGGCAAUGCACAGAGGUGAAGAGAAAACAGAGGGAUUUGGCUGAGUUGGCAUCAUCACAUCAUGAGAACCACAGCGGAAAUAGGACUUUAUUACGACAUCCUUGAUGACUUCAUUUAUGCUUAAUGUGGUUUUAAAGUUGUGGAAUAAAUAAAAUCAAGAACAGAAAAUGCAAAGGGAAAGGUCAGAUGGAUUUAGGAUGCUAAUUUCAGAGCCACUUCCUUUUAAAGUCUACAGGUACCUGCAAUGAUGGAUAGAUGGUUGGUGAAAGAAUCUUAAGUGGUGAAGGAAGUGAUAGACAGUGCGAUUGGGGAAGUAGAAGGUGUGAAGGAAUGGACACAGGGAUAUGCAGCCAACCUUUUCUCAGAAUCUGCUGUCAUCACACAAUGAUGAUGAGAGAUACAAGGAGAAUGGACAAGAAUGAAGGGAAAUGCAACAAGAGAGAUAGAAGGAAAAUGGUCAAGAAUGAAGGGAGAUGUGAGAAUGGAGGAAAAAGAAGAAGUGCAACGAUGGAUGCAUGAUGUCAAAUUCUAGAAAUCCCCCUUUCUCACAAUCUAGCAGUGGCAGAAUGAUGGAGAUCUGGUGGAAAAAGGAAAAGUGCCAAGAAAAGGAAGGAAGGACAGGUGAAAGACUGGAGGACAGGAAGAGGAUAACAAGACAACUGAUGCCAAACUUAAAAAAAAAAUCACUGCUUAGACACCUGCAAUGGAAUGAUGCAUAGAAUAUAAAGAAAUAAAAGAAGCAUUAGAUGAGUAAAUGAAUAAAGAGUGAAACUGUGAAGAGAAUAGAUGAGAAGAUUAAACAAAUUGUCACAUAUGCUCUGCCUUCUCAUAUUAUAUGUAAUACCCAAACUAUGGGGUUGUCUAAAUGGGCAAUGAGUUAAGAGGUCUACGUUUUGGUUUGAGAUUAUUUAGUCCUCCUGGCCCAUCCAACUAAUUUCUUCUAUGGUUUUUGUAUAGUAGGCAAUAUUUGGUAACCAAUAUCAACUAAUAUUUUGUAGCUAACAUUGCCUCUGAUGUUUGGUAGCUAAAUGUCAACUCUAACAGUUGGUAGCUUACCUACCAAUUAUUAGAACUUGUCAGGGUGCCUUUGAGCAAAGAGAGCAAACGUGCUCAGAAAACCUUCCCUGGGUGUAUUGUUUUUGCUGGAAUUGGUGGCAUUUUUCUUUCUCAAACUGGCAAAUCUCCAAUAACCAUGAUAUCAGCCUGAGACAUGGAUUGCUUUUAACCCAUUGUCCAUUGUUUGUAUAUUAGGACUGUCUGAAUAUGGAAUGUUUUAUUCUGUUUCAAGGAUGCAAUCAUGGCAUAUUCUAGUAUUCUUUCUAAGUCUUAGGCAGUAGAGUCAUUAUUAGAGAUGAUUGCUUGACUUUGAUUGAUUGAUUGUCUGAAUGACUGAUUGACUGAUGAAUUUGGUUGAUUGAUACAGUAGCUUUGAUGAGCAGCAUCAUGCAUCUAUGCUUGGUUUGAGUAUUAAUCUAUUUUUUCCUGAGAUACUCUGUUGCAAGGUGAAAAAAAUCUAUAAAUUUAUCCUAUAUAUUUGUGAAAAUACAUUUAUUAAUAUCAUGAAUAAUGUUUGCAGAUCAAAAUAAUUGACAUAUUUGGAAUCAGCAAUGUUUUAACAUACUCUUGUCUUUGCCUGUCAUCUCAGUAACAGAAUCAAAAAGCCAAGUUAGAAUGUUUCUCGACAUUCUAGACAUUCAUUUCUGGACAUAAUCUAGAAUGUUUCGACUCGUUCUGCAUUAUCCUCGUGGAUUCUAUAAAGUUUCAAUUGGUUCUGCGUUAUUCCCUUGGAUUCUAGAACUUUUGAUUCGUUCUGCAUUAUACCCAUGGAUUUUAGAACAUUUUGACUCGUUCUGCGUUAUCCCCGUGGAUUCUAGAACGUUUCAAUUCAUUCUGUGUUAUUCCCUUGGAUUCUAGAACAUUUCGAUUCAUUUUGCAUUAUCCCCGAGGAUUCUAGAAUGUUUCGAUUCAUUCUGCAUUAUCCUCGUGGAUUCUAGAACUUUUCAAUUAGUUCUGCAUUAUUCCCUUGGAUUCUAGAAUGUUUCGAAUCAUUCUGCAUUAUCCCCAAGGAUUCUAGAAUGCCAUCCGAAUUUCUCAAAGUGCUGUUACUCACCAGUACAAUUCUAGAUGUUCUGUCAUCAUCCACGUAAGGAUACCUCAGUGUUCUAGAAGCAUGCCUCUGUAUUAUGUGAUUGUUACUGCUGACAUCAAACAAACCACUCCUGUUUUCAACUUAGAGUAAGUUUCCAUUCGACAAACAGUACAACCAAGUAGAGCUACAGUAAACUUACAGUCAACGGUACCUGUCAAACAAAAGCACUUCAAAGUGAAAAAUUGCAAAGCAUUUACGUAUUAUUUUAAGAAAAGUGCUAUAUGGUUUUUUUUUUUUUUUAUAUUACUAUCAUCAUUAUCAUCCUUAGCAAACUGAAAAGCAUUUACUGCAGUCCUUAAACAGUUAUUUGAAUUCACAAGAAUAGAAAACAAUUUAGCAAAGUUACUCUGAGUAAAAUUCAACACCAUCAACAAUAAUAUCAAACAUCUUUACUAGUACAGUCAAUGCUGCUGCUACCGUAUUCCAAGCAGUUCAUCUACAGAUAGUUUUCUAUCAGUCAUCACUGAAGCGAGAAGAGAAACAAUAAUUUAAGAGUAAUCCCAAGCCCCAAACCCAUAUCUCUGUGAAACAACAAAUCGUCCAAUAAAUCCAUCAAUCAAUCAUAUGCGUAAGGGAUGUGGAACCAUGUGCCACGGAGAAGAUUUUCAUUCCGACCAAAAACUCCACAAGGUGAUUUCACUGAUCACCUCACCUUCAAGCAGAGAGGAGGGAUUAUUCAGUUAGCUAACGUUCACUGAUAGUAAUAAUAUUAAACUAGCAUACCUAAAAACAAACAUGCCCCUCACUUGGAUUUGAACUCCGGUUGGCAGAGGAAAAAGGCAUGUUGACUGACUCGUCCACCAGCCCACCAACCUCUGCCAUGGACUUUGUCACUCUCUCAAUACUACACCACAGUGUCAUGUUUCACAGGGCCACUAGAGGUCGCUUAACUUUAAAACGUAGCUAUAGGUCAUAAUAAGCUGCCAUAUAAACUACCAGUGGGGCCAUUUUUUGCCGGCGGAUGGUCUCCUUUGAGGCCGUGGCGUCUCAUGGUGAAAGUACUUAAAUGGUCACCUCCCAUUGGCUGGUCUUCGGUGUCAGGUGGCAUCACCCUCUGUUAAAACAGGUGGCGACAUCACCUGGCACUUAAGAUCAGUAUUUUUACAAUUAGAUGUCAAGCUUCACACAGAUUUGUGUUUGGGGUUUGGCUACUCUUCAACAACUCAUACAUUCUAUGUUCAAAAUUCAUCAAGCAUUUCA
Molecule: messenger RNA, 5533 nt
Organism: Myripristis murdjan (pinecone soldierfish)
Lineage: Eukaryota; Metazoa; Chordata; Actinopteri; Holocentriformes; Holocentridae
Gene: trim2b
Product: tripartite motif containing 2b
Exons: 13
Coding region: 1-2019 (672 amino acids)
Biological process (GO): protein polyubiquitination; proteasome-mediated ubiquitin-dependent protein catabolic process
Molecular function (GO): protein binding; ubiquitin protein ligase activity; zinc ion binding
Source: RefSeq, a predicted model, not a curated record